Messenger RNA from Trichogramma pretiosum, 2541 nucleotides. RefSeq lists its product as uncharacterized. The transcript has 3 exons. The coding region runs from base 448 to 861 and encodes 137 amino acids. The record is from RefSeq and is a predicted model, not a curated record. NCBI's taxonomy places the organism in Eukaryota, Metazoa, Arthropoda, Insecta, Hymenoptera, Trichogrammatidae.
CUGUCGCAUCGUCGAGCAAAUUCGCGCGCGCACCUCCCCGAUCUGCACCACGACUGCACUCGAGUACUGCAGCUCGUUAUUUCGGAUCUCUGUAGAUGAUCGUCCGGCUACUGAUACGUGUACGCGUGUGCCUGUGUGGUUCUUCUGCCUUUUUCGCUCUGAACGCGCUUUGCGAUUCCCUAGUCACAGACAUUUCGCCGUCGCGAUAUCAGAGCGCUUCGAUAAAUUCUUAACGAGUGUUUCGCCUCUGACGCCUCGUGCGUGAUGUGAUGAACCUUCGCGACGGACACGCUAGUGUUUUUCCAAUUUGUUACUCGCAUCGACAGGAGCACGCGAUGCUACUACUGCAAGGAUUUACAGAAUCUAAUGGGUCGUAGUCACGGCAACGCAUCGUGGCCUGAUCCAUCUACGACGUCCCAGCCAAUCGACGCACAAAAAAUUUCCUAGAUGCACGAUACGAGCGAGGAUCGCUUUAAUCCCCAUCAGCAGCAGCAUCACUUGCGAGCUCAAGUGGCUAAUAAUAGCAACAAGAGUAACGGAGCGGCCGCUCAUCAAGCGAACGGCGCUCAUCAUCAUCAUCAUCAUCAACAUCAUCCUCCCUCGAAAGGAUCGACGAGGAUGGCAUGCGAAAAAGCAUCGCGAAAAUUACGCGCUACCCUGCUCAAAGCGGCGAGGAUCGGGGUAACGACCAACGAGCUCGCCAGAUUACCAUCGGCCAAGAAAAUCGUCUCACAGAGGGAUCACGAUUGGAAACUGGCGGUGCUGCUGCUGCUGAUGUUCGGCGGCGGCGUCAUCGUCGCGCUCGUCUGCACGACCAGCCGUGGCUGCUCCAAAAUUGAAGACAUUAAUUUGGCGACCUAGCCGUCAACGAACGGCCAUGCCUCGACUCUUUACCCAUGAGAUGCGCAGGCAACAGACAAGAUUUAUACGAAUAAUUCCAAAGAAUGACCACAGUGCGCAGGCAGCGUCUGAAAUAAAAACAGAAGACUCGGGUCUUGAAUAAUUUUCAUUUUUUAUCGAAAAAAAAUUAAUAAAAAAACAUGCUUACGCGCAUGGAGUUUUUUACAAACUCACGCAACGUACAGCACAGUUGUUAAAUUUUUCAACCCUCCGAGAGAUACGAGUGCAUGCAUCGUAAAAAAAACAUAUCUCGCGCUCGAAAAAAAAAAAGAAUAGAAAAAGAGGAAAAUGACGAAAAGUGCAUUUCUCAAUCAAUGCUGUUGUUGCAGCGUAUACACCUACUAUACAAGCGAAAUUGAAAAGAUAUAGAUUAAUAAAUUUCGCCGAUAUAUGUGUACACGCGCUUGCUUCCGAGCCCGUUAUGCGUAUGGCAAAAACAUUAUCGAAUUAGCCGUUUCGAGCAGAGAGGGAGAGAGAGAGAAAGAGAUGGAAAAAAAGAGAGAAGUUGUUUCGUAUACGCACGUGCUCUUGUUGAAAGGAAAUCGAGUUAUGAACUGUGGAAAAAAAAAUUGUCAACACAAGAGUGCUGCUCUGCCAUAUACGCACACGCAGCGAAGCUUUUUCUUCGCAGCUCUCCCACUCUCCUCCCCCCGGCUCUAGUUCGCGAGCGCGUUGUUAAACACUCUCGCAAUAAACCGAUAUAGGCACGUUGAAAAAACGCUUUUAGCAUUAUUUUUGCCUCUGUCGAGCCGCGCUGCGCUGCUACCUGCGUAUAGAAAAAAAAGAUCCAUUUUUUUUUGCACAAGCUUGUACGGCUGCGAUGAAGGUAAAGUCAUCGUUAUACGCUUUUUUCUCUUUGCCGGCGAUUUCACUUUUAAAUGAAGCGUUACCCGCGGCAUCGGUAAAAUGCGUCUGUACUUGAUUGGAACCUAUUGAAUAUUCCUGAACUAGUCACGCUGCGCUGUAUAUUAUAUACGUACUCUCGUGCAAAAGUAAUGGGGGAAAAAAUCAAGAAGCACGUUGGGGCUUUGCAAGUAUAAGGGGUCGAAAGAACUUCAUUAAUAUGCGGGCGAUAAUUUUAUGUUGAUGAAAUUAUGAUGAUGCGGAUGUUUCGUUGACGCAUAGCUUUCAAAAAUUGAAAGCUUAUGUCGAGAACUCGAUUAAUAUUUCGGUUAAGCUAACGCUGUAUACGAUUGAGAUUUGCAUUCGGUGGCGCGUGAGUCAUUUCUUUCGUUUCAUACCGGUUGUGCAAUACUAUAACUGGGUUAUAUCAAUACAAAAAAAGUACUCGUAGUUACUUUUGUCAAAGGUGCAUGAGUGUGAUUAAUCUUUAAAAAUUGUUACGUUUUUGCAUGACUUAAGUUGGCUAAUCGAAGCACAUGGCUAAAAGUGUGUAUAAAAAACGUUGUAUAAAAAAAUUUGAUCGUCCCUUCUGUAUUUUGACGAUAUAAUUAUGAUGUAUACCGUUUGAAAGAAAUUUGGUAACGAAUUGAAUGUGAAAAUAGUUUAUAAGAAACGAAUAAAAGUUGUCCGGGCAAAAUACUUUUGUAAAUACACAAAGUGAAGUAACGAAAAAAAGGAAUAGCGAAAUGAAAAAAAACGUACAUAUAUACAUACAGAGUGUAGCUUUGCAAAAUGGAG